Messenger RNA from Aegilops tauschii subsp. strangulata, 635 nucleotides. RefSeq lists its product as uncharacterized. Lineage: Eukaryota; Viridiplantae; Streptophyta; Magnoliopsida; Poales; Poaceae. The record is from RefSeq and is a predicted model, not a curated record.
CGGACUCCGGCCGCUCACUCAAAGUCGCGCGCUCGGCGUCGUUGCAUUUUCACCUCUCCUCAGCCAAAUAAGCGGCUGCUUUUGCCAAACAUCUCUUGGACAAAGUUGAAGAAGAGACGUACGGCGAUGAAGCCUCUCCCGGUGACCCUGGCUCUCCUGGCCCUCUUCCUCGCCGCCUCGUACCAGGAUCUCGCCGUGGCUGCUGCAGAUGCAGAUGCAGAUGGAGUCGGCAGCGGCGCUCCGGUCCUGGACAGCGUGUGCGAGGGCAAGUGCAAGAACCGGUGCUCGCAGAAGGUGGCCGGGCGGUGCAUGGGGCUGUGCAUGAUGUGCUGCGGCAAGUGCGCCGGCUGCGUGCCGUCGGGGCCGUUGGCCCCCAAGGACGAGUGCCCCUGCUACCGGGACAUGAAAUCACCCAAGAGCGGCCGCCCCAAAUGCCCCUAGGACUACCACCAUUCAUCUUUUUUUUUAAGGUGAAUGGGAACGUAGGAGAUGGAUCUUGACGAGCCGAGUGCGUGGGAUUUAGGGGCUCCCCUUGUUUGUAAGUUUGAUUUGUUCAGAAUAAACAACGUAGAUCUGGUUUGAGGAGGAGUGCUUCCAUGUAACGUCUUCUCGCAUUUGGGUUUCUAGACUUUGUA